Spinacia oleracea (spinach) is the source of this 5031-nucleotide messenger RNA. RefSeq lists its product as uncharacterized. The coding region runs from base 580 to 4545 and encodes 1321 amino acids. Gene Ontology annotation, cellular component: Ino80 complex. The record is from RefSeq and is a predicted model, not a curated record. The transcript has 4 exons. Lineage: Eukaryota; Viridiplantae; Streptophyta; Magnoliopsida; Caryophyllales; Amaranthaceae.
CAAAAACAUCAACAACAAAACGAAAACACACUCCCUCUUUGUCUUCCUUUCUCUUUCCUCCUUCACCUCUCUCUCUCUUCUGAAAAAAACCUUUCCUCUUUCACUUUCUCUCUCUUCUCUCCUUCCUCUUCUUCUCAAUUUCCCCUGCCCCUUUUCGUCUUUUUCUCCCCUAAACACUAAUCAGAGGGCCAUUAUUCCUCCACGUCGGCAUCGUCUUCUUCCUCCUCCCCCGAUGUAUAUAUAACCGCUUCUCCCUUACUUUCUCUCUCCUCCCCUAUUAUUUUUCACUCUUCCUCUCUCUAGUUUUCUAGGGUUUUCUGGGUUUCGCUGGUGUUACGCUGUGCGCAAGUUUUUCUCGAUUUUCACACUUCCAUGGCUGCUCACUCUAUCUCCUCGUUGAUUCGGUGCUCCCGCCAAUCGCGAAAUUAGGGUUUUGAUUGGAGUUCCGAUUUGAUCAAUUGAGGUCAUCUAGUUUUGUUUUUGAGUUCUCCGCUGGGGGGAUAAGAAGAAUUCAAGUGUUUCUGAGCUGAGUUUGGGGAGGAGGUUAGUGUGUGUUUUGCUUUGUUAUUGUUAUGUUUAAUGGCUAUUGAAAAGAACAACGUUAAGGCGGUGUCACGGCUUGAUUCAGAGUUUUCUGUGGGGAGUAGGAGUAGGGAGAGUAUGUCGAGUGACAAUGAUGAAUUUCGUAGGAGGAAUUCUGUGGAUUCUGAGGAUGAUGAUGAAUUCGAUGAUGCUGAUUCUGGGGCAGGAUCGGAUGAUUUUGAUUUGUUAGAGUUAGGGGAAACGGGGUCUGAGUUUUGCCAAGUUGGAGAUCAGACUUGUUGCAUCCCAUUUGAGCUUUAUGAUCUUCCUGAUUUACACGGAAUUUUAUCGUUGGAUGUUUGGAAUGAUUGCUUGACGGAGGAAGAGAGGUUCAGUCUCACAAAGUACCUGCCUGACAUGGAUCAAGAGAUGUUCAUGCUGACCUUGAAGGAUCUGUUUGAAGGUGGAAAUUUCCAUUUUGGUAGUCCUAUAACUGAUCUUUAUCAGAUGUUGAAAGGAGGAGUGUGUGAGCCGAGAGUUGCUCUUUAUCGCCAGGGGCUGAAUUUCUUUCAGACACAUCAGCACUUACAUUUAGUGCGGAAGCAUCAGGAUUCAAUGGUCAGUAAUUUUUUGCAGAUGAAGGAAGCUUGGCAGAAUUGCAAGGGGUAUAGCAUUGAGGAGAAACUGCGUGUUUGGAAUAUAGUAAGAAGUCAAAAGAGUUUGAUGGGGGAAAGGAUUGAGGACAUGGGGUCUGAUUCUUCUGAAAGGGAGUCGGGUGAGGCUUUGCUGAGUAUGAGGUCGAAGGGACGGAGUACUGGGAAGAAAGCAGGACAUGAUCCUCUAUACGCUACCAGUCCUGCUUUUGAUAUCUUCUCUGGGGGAAGGGUAGCAUCUGGCGAUGUUACCAAAUAUGGGCAGCAGAAUCCAAAAGGAUUGCUGAAGAUAGGUGGAAUUAAAAACCCUUUACCCAAUGUAGCAUCACGUAGCCAUUCUCGUCUCUAUGGUCAUCAGGGCAUGAACACUGGUCCCCAUGGCUCAGACAUGGGUUUCUCACGAAUGGGCAAGGCAGCUGUGCGUGAUGGUAUGCCAGUUAGCGGUGAUGAUGAGCACGAGAUGUAUGACAUAGCUAACCAGAGACAUUUGAAUGUUAUGGAUGGAAGUAUGAUGGUUCGAGGCAGGUCUGUCAAAUCAACAAAGAAACGCGAAGCUUUUGGAGAUGACGAAUGUGCUGGUGAGAGUUAUUCAGGUCGGCAUCAAUCAUCAAAGACUCAUUUUCCUGUUCAUUGUAGGGAUUUGAACAUUAAUCAGCUGUCUGAUAUCAGAGUCUUGACUGCCAAGCCGUCAAAUGUGAGAGGUCUGUAUGAUCCUAUGUAUGACAAUCAAAUGAGACCUGCCAAAGGCCGUUCUUCUCAGCUUGCUUUGAAAGGGAAUCUGGCAGGCUAUGCAGAUGUUGCGGAACCUUUUUGGAGGAAGAAACCACAAGGAGAGGCCUUCUUAACUGAUCCCUCAUUUGAUUAUGAAGAUAUUGAUAUUGAGACCAGGAAGCUGAAGCUGGGCCAUGAAUUUCCUGAGUAUAGACUUAAUGCUAUGCAAGCUGCCCAACAGAUUGAGGAUAGAAUUUUUCAUCCAGAGAACAGAGCAAGGCUUUUUCCCGAGAAUAUUAGAGGGGCUUCAUUGCGAAAUGGAGGGUCCUAUAUGUAUCCCAUAAAUGGUGGAAGAAUGUUGCGUGGAGGUGAAGAAACAGAGUCAGACUCAUCCGAUAAACAUGAGGAAGAAGAGGACAAUGGUGCUCUAAUCAUGUCCAAACGAGCCAAACAUGGCCGUUUGGAAAAUUCUCGAUCUUCCAUGUCCAGGUCAAGUAAUAAGGGUGUUAGAGGAAGUGUUCUGGCUCGUGAAGGGAUGGUACCCGACUCUAGUACAAUGGCUAAUUUUGAAAGGCAAUUUCCAAGGCCAGAGAUGGAAUCUUAUUCCAUGAAAAUGAGGCGGAAGGCAAAGGCGAAUAAUCUGGAUACUUUACAAAAUUUUACCACAAGAGUAUCAGAGGAAUGUUAUUAUGGUGGUUCUGGAAACCCAUAUAUUGAAAGUGAUAGGAAGUCGACUUACAAACUUGGAAGGAAUGGCCAUGUCCUAGCUGAGGUUGCUGGAAGUUCUCCCAUGUCUAUGAACAGGGUCUCACCAAUGGACAGAAGGCAGAAAGGAAAUGUUGACUAUGAAUACUCCAUGCAGUCCAAAAACUUGAGAGACUGCAAUAUGGAAGAAGAUGGGAGGUUAUUUGAAGGAUACUCAAUGGGCAGAAGUUCCAGGGGAAUGGAUACUACCACAAUAGUCGGUUGCACUUCAUCUGCUAAGAAGAAGAAAAAGAGAAAGGAUAUGUCUACAGAAAAUGAUGGGCGAGAUGGUUUUGAUUACUUGCCUUCUCAUCAGCAGCUUUCUGAAUCUAUUUCCUUGAAGAGUUGGGCAAAAAACAGACUGGAGGCAGAGUGUGGAUCCCCAGGUGCCAGCACAUCAGAGAUUCCUAUUCUAGAGGUUGGAAUGGCUGAACCAGAGCUGGAAAUUAAACCUCAAAAGAAGCCGUUCAUUCCAAUAACACCUACUAUACAUACUGGUUUCUCGUUUUCCAUCAUUGACCUUCUUUCUGCUGUACGCAUUGCGUUGAUCACUUCCAGUUCCGAUGAUGCUUUGGAGGCUCAGAAGCAAAAUGAGAACACUGGAGCCAAACCUGAGGACGCUAUCGUGAAGCGUGAAUGUGGAAAUGGUUCCCUGGAGCGGCUGGAUAUGAAUAUUCAGUGUUCAGAAAACUCAAAUGUCCCUUCUUUAACAGUUCAGGAAAUUGUGAAUCGUGUGAGAUCUAAUCCUGGCGAUCCAUGCAUUCUUGAGACACAGGAGCCACUCCAAGAUUUAGUUAGAGGAGUUUUGAAGAUUUUCUCAUCUAAAACAGCACCCCUUGGAGCCAAGGGCUGGAAGCCUCUGAUAUGUUAUGAGAAGUCUACCAAAUGCUGGUCUUGGACUGGCCCAGUUUCAGAAAAUCCUACAGACCAUGAAACCCCUGAGGAGGUCACCUCCCCUGAGGUUUGGAAAAUUUCUCGUAAGAUGCUGGUGAAGUUGGUUGAUGCAUAUGCCAAUUGGCUUAAAAGUGGUCAAGAGACUUUGCAGCAAAUCGGAAGCCUGCCUCCACCACCAUUGGAAUUAAUGCAGCAAAACUUUGAUGAAAAAGAAAGGUUCAGGGACUUGAGAGCUCAGAAGAGUCUAACCACCAUCACUCGAAGCUCUGAUGAAGUCAGGGAUUAUUUCCGUAAGGAAGAGCAACUGAGGUAUUCAGUUCCUGACAGAGCAUUUUCUUAUACAGCUGCUGAUGGUAAGAAAUCUAUAGUUGCUCCGCUGAGAAGAUGUGGUGGUAAACCGACUUCAAAAGCUCGAGAUCAUUUCAUGUUGAAACGAGAUCGACCUCCUCAUGUUACCAUCCUUUGUCUUGUCAGAGAUGCAGCUGCCAGGUUACCAGGGAGCAUUGGUACUAGAGCUGAUGUUUGCACUUUAAUAAGAGACUCUCAGUAUAUUGUGGAGGAUGUCACUGAUUCUCAGGUUAAUCAGGUUGUUAGCGGGGCCCUGGAUCGUUUGCAUUAUGAGCGUGAUCCAUGUGUACAGUUUGAUGGGGAGAGGAAAUUGUGGGUUUACUUGCAUAGAGAACGGGAAGAAGAGGAUUUUGAAGAUGAUGGUACCUCCUCUACAAAGAAAUGGAAGAGGCAGAAGAAAGAUGUUUCCGAGCAGGAUGACCAAGUUACGGUUGCUAGUCAGGGAAACAUAGAAACCAAUGGUUUUGAUUUGAGCGCUGAUCUCAAUGUCGUGCCGACAUGCCUCAAUAGUGAAAAAACAUCAGAGGUUUUGUUUGAUGAUACAAGACAUAGAACAGAAGACGAAUCGAAAGCUAUUCACGUGCCUGAAGAAGCCACUUUCCAGCAAAAACUUGAAAGUAGAUCACAGUGCCAAGAUAACUCCACAAAUGAGAAAAUUAUUGACGAAACGUAAGAGAGAAUAAGAUAUGGGUUGGACUUGUAAGAGCAUUCUCAUAAGCAGGCUUUUCCCAGGAUUAAGCCCAUGUCUAUUCACCUUCCUGUCAAAGUCUUCACGAUGUAUGAUACAUAUUACGAGUACGAGGUGCUACAUAUAAUUUUUUUGUUUUUGUGUAUUACUGAUAUUAAAGCUAAUUGAGAAGCAGAGGAAAGAAGGGAUAAAGGAAGUAAAUGGGUUAAUUUUUUUGGUCUUGUGAAUACAGAUAGUACAGUUGAAUACCUGUCCUAUUAAGAAAAAAGAAGGCGAGUAAGAGCCAAUUCGGUACUCAGUAAAGCAGGAGUAGCAUUUCAGUCUGAUGCUCAGGAAUAGGUGGAGAGCCUUAAUUAGAGAACAUGUCUAGUUAUUUGUAUAAAUUAAUUUGAAUAUUUUGACUUAAAUUACUCCCUGUUUGUUUGAGUCAAUCUCUCAUGUCUGAAUAAAACCCAAAGAUAUCACCUGCCA